Molecule: messenger RNA, 777 nt
Organism: Salvia hispanica
Lineage: Eukaryota; Viridiplantae; Streptophyta; Magnoliopsida; Lamiales; Lamiaceae
Source: RefSeq, a predicted model, not a curated record
CCCAACUAAUUACAAUAAUCAAAUCAAGUCGCGAAAACUCCACUAUCUUUCAUCGCAAUAAUCUCCGCCUUGUUCUUCAUCUUCAAUUAAAGUGUUUAAUCUUAUCUUGUUGUAAAUCAAAUUGUGCCCAGUAGCAAAAUUCCAUAUCAAUCAAGAAAUGGGUCAAACUGUGGGAGACGCGCCGCCUAGUUCGCGAGCCAAGCCAACGAUACAGGUGCCGCCGCGUGGCUCGGCGGGGUUCCUCUACGCGAACGGGUCGGGCCCUGGAUUCAGCCCGGGCCCGAUGACUUUGGUGUCUAGCUUCUUCCCUGAGCAGAGCCCCUUCUCCUUCUCUCAGCUCUUGGCCAUGGCGUCGCCGCUGGCUGAUUCCCACGCCAGGGUUUCUGAUUCUGGGAAUAAUACUGAAGGGAGAAAGAGUAUGAGCAUCACUCCUGUGUUCAUGGUGCCGACGGGGCUUAGUCCGUCCGGAUUGAUGUCGCCGCUUCAGAGCCCCUUUGGAAUGUCCCACCAGCAAGCCCUAGCGCACGUUACUGCUCAGGCGGCGUUGUCUCACUCUAUCAUGCACAUACAAGAAGAUUUUCAGCAUUCUUCAUCUGCAGAAGCCAUAGCUUACCAUUCUUCCUCUGCAAAGACGGAAGCUCUCAUGCGGCCGACAAAACCUUCGCCUCCUGAUCCUGAGAACACGAAGAAAGAGUCAGCCGAAGCUUCCCAAUCUGGUAAAACUGCUGCUAGUGAUAAACCGGCAAAUGAUGGUUACAACUGGAGAAAAUAAUCGAA